AUGCAAAAGAAAGUAGCUAUAGUAGGGGCAGGUGUUAGUGGUCUCCUAGCAUGCAAAUAUACCCUUAGUAAAGGUCAUUACCCCAUAGUUUUUGAGGCACUAGACAUUAGUGGGGGUGUUUGGGCCAAAACAUUAGAAAGAACCAAACUUCAAAGUCCUAAACCAUUAUAUCAAUUCUCUGAUUUUCCUUGGCCUUCCUCGUUGAAUCAACUUUUCCCAACUUGUGUUCAGGUAUUGGAUUAUGUAAAUUCUUAUGCUAAGUAUUUUGAUUUGCUCAGGCACAUUAGGUUUAGUACUAAAGUUAUUAGCAUCAGUUAUGAAGGUCCUUCCAAUGAAGAACUACAGUCUUGGACUCUUUGGGGCGGUAAUGGUGACCCUUUUGGCAACGGGGGUAAAUGGCUUGUCGCGACACAAAACCUCUAUAAUCUUUCAACUGAAGUGAUGGAAGUGGAUCUUGUGAUCUUAUGUGUGGGGCGAUUCAGUGGAGUACCAAAUGUACCAAAAUACCCAACAAAUAAAGGACCUGAAGCAUGUGAAUCUCACGUGAUCCAUUCAAUGGAGUAUUCUGCCUUGGACUACGAAGCUGCCAGAAACUUGGUUAGAGGGAAGCAAGUUACUAUCGUUGGGUUCGGGAAAACAGCCAUGGACGUCGCUAUGGAGUGUGUCAUCGCUAAUGGAUUAGAUAAUCCAUGUACAAUGAUCUACCGGAAUGUGUAUUGGAACGUACCGGAUUACUUCUUGUGGAGAUCACCUCUCGCAUAUUUGUAUCUGAAUCGCUUCGCCGAAGUUUGGGUUCGCAAGCCCAGUGAUGGUUUCCUCAUAGUUCUCCUAGCUUUAAUCUUUUGGUCACUGAAAUGGGCGAUUUGUAAAGUUGUGGAGGGAGAAGUGAAGCGUAUGCAUCGACUAGAGAAGUUGGGAUUGGUACCGGAACGUAGCUUAUUAGAAGAAAUGAAUGCAUGUUUAAUAUCAACAGUUCCACAAGAAUUUUAUGACAAAGUUGAGGAAGGGAGCAUCGUUUUACAGAAAUGUUCUAGGUUUCAUUUUUGCAAAGAGGGGAUCUUGCUUAGCAAUAAUGAACUUGAACCGCCCCGACUCGUCAACAACGACUUGGUCAUUCUUGCUACUGGUUUCAAAGGAGAACAAAAGCUCAAACACAUUUUUUCAUCAACCAAAUUUCAGGACUAUAUUAUGCCCCCUAAUAUCAAUACCCUUGUUCCACUAUACAGGGAAUGUAUACAUCCGCGAAUUCCACAACUAGCGAUAAUAGGGUUUUCAGAUAGUUUAGCAAAUCUCUAUUCCUCGGAGUUGAAAUGUCGUUGGUUGGCAGAACUAUUUGGAGGGAAAUUCAAGCUGCCAAGUAUUCAAGACAUGGAGGAAGAUAUAUUAACCACGGAAAAUUUAAUUGCGAAAAAUUCAGAGAAUCGUGAUAGCAAGACUUGCAUUGGAGCUCUCCACAUCUGGUAUAAUGAUCAACUUUGCAAAGAUAUGGAUUGGAAUCCAAAAAGAAAGAACGGAUUUUGGGCCGAGUGGUUUGAGCCUUAUGGUCCCAUGGAUUACACCCAAUCAUAGGUUAGUUGAGUUGCAUAAUUGCAUUGAGUUGUUCAGUUGUUAGUCCGUAUUAAUAUGAACAUGAUUUUUUUUUAAUUAUUAUUUAUUUUUUAUUUAUACUACCUUUGUUAAUUUUUAUGUGCAACUUUGGAACAUUUUAUAUCUCACAAAUAAUACUCCAAAAUUGCACAUAAAAAUUAACAGAGAUAGUAUUUAGAGAACCACAAGGACGAGUGAUGAGAAUUGAUUUUAAAAGGUGGAAAAGAGCUCUAACCACUUAAUCUAUUCAGUACUCAUUCUCAAAUAAACAAGAAUGAAUAUGUAUAUGCUUUGUAGUUGAAAUAAAAUUAGCAUAUAGUACAAUUGUUAUACUUCCUAUUUCUAUUUAAAGGUUGUACUUUUUGACAUUAUUACCCUUUUUGUGAUGAGUUGUCAUCUUUUUCUCCUUUUCUUUUUUUUUGUACUUUUAAUAUUAAUUUCCAACAUUUUUUCUCUCUAUCUCUUCAAUUAUUCCCAACUACUUUUUCUGUCUCUUUAUUUCUCUCUAACCCUACAUGCACAUAUGUACUUUAAAUCAUUUUUAGGAAAUUUACAACUUUUUUUAAUUCCCGCGUAAAAAAUCCAAAGAAGCAUUGUAUUAUGAGAAGGAGCGAGUAAUAUAAUAAAAAUUAAAGCGUUUCUAAAAACGUUUAUGUGCCACGUAAACGACGGU
Molecule: messenger RNA, 2260 nt
Organism: Chenopodium quinoa (quinoa)
Lineage: Eukaryota; Viridiplantae; Streptophyta; Magnoliopsida; Caryophyllales; Amaranthaceae
Product: probable flavin-containing monooxygenase 1
Exons: 5
Coding region: 1-1569 (522 amino acids)
Molecular function (GO): flavin adenine dinucleotide binding; NADP binding; N,N-dimethylaniline monooxygenase activity
Source: RefSeq, a predicted model, not a curated record